CGCAAAGACAAACACCAAGUCCAACCAUCACAAUGCAGUUACACCAUCUCGCCAUCGCCGGUCUCGCCGGCCUCGCCGCCCGCGCCGCCGGCCAGCAGGUCCAAGGCUUCAACUACGGCGCCACCAACAACGACGGCUCGUGCCGGGGUUACGCCGACUUUGUGCGCUUCUUCAACGAGGCCAAGUCGCUCGCCGGCGCCCCAAGCUUCACCUCGGCCCGCCUCUACACCUCGAUCCAGUGCGGCACCGCGGCCGACCCCAUCUCGGCCUACCAGGCCGCCAUCGACACCGACACGUCCAUCCUCGUCGGCUUCUGGGCGAGCGCGGGCCGCGCCGUGUUCGAGAACGAGCUCAACUCGCUGCUGAGCGCGGUGCGGACACACGGCGACGCCCUGACGUCGCGCAUCGUCGGCAUCAGCGUCGGCUCCGAGGACCUCUACCGCAGCAGCCCGCAGGGCGUCGCCAACGACGCGGGCCAGGGCGCGACGGGCGCCGAGAUCGAGGGCUACCUGGGCUGGGCGCGCGACUGGUUCCGCGGCACGGCGCUCGAGGGCAAGCCGCUGGGCCACGUCGACACGUGGACGGCGUGGGUGCUGCCCGAGAACGCGGGCGUGGCCGCGUCGGUCAACUGGCUGGGCCACAACUCGUUCCCCUACUGGGAGAACGCGCGGCCCAACGCCAUCGAGCAGGCCGAGGACAACUUUUGGUCCGCCGUGCGCGAGACCGAGCGCAUCGCCAACGGCAAGCCCGUCUGGGUCACUGAGACGGGGUGGCCGCACCGUGGCCCGACGCAGCGCGCGGCCGUGCCGUCGCCCGAGAAUGCGAGGACGUACUGGAGCCAGGUCGGCUGCACGCUGUUCAACAACCGCAACGUCUGGUGGUACACGCUCAAGGACGCCAACACGGCGCAGGUCGACAUUUCCUUUGGCAUCACUCCCAUCGACAGCUCGACUCCCAUUUUUGAUUUGAGCUGCUAA
Gaeumannomyces tritici R3-111a-1 is the source of this 977-nucleotide messenger RNA. RefSeq names its product GPI-anchored cell wall beta-1,3-endoglucanase EglC. The record is from RefSeq and is a predicted model, not a curated record. NCBI's taxonomy places the organism in Eukaryota, Fungi, Ascomycota, Sordariomycetes, Magnaporthales, Magnaporthaceae. Gene Ontology annotation, cellular component: extracellular region; fungal-type cell wall; cell surface. Gene Ontology annotation, molecular function: glucan endo-1,3-beta-D-glucosidase activity; 1,3-beta-glucanosyltransferase activity. Gene Ontology annotation, biological process: cell wall organization. The coding region runs from base 33 to 977 and encodes 314 amino acids. The transcript has a single exon.